AUGGGACUGUAUAUUUCUGUAUCAGAUGUAUUAUCAAUUUUCAAGCCUACUAUUUUUGCUAUACUCUCACCUAUAAUAUUACAAUUAGCACCGGAAUCUAAUAUAGUUUUAACUGAUACUUUAUUAAUUUCGCAAGAUAAAAUUCUCAUCGUGAUCAAUAUUGGACCGGCUCAUCAGAAUUUACAAGAGAAUGAUAAUGAAAUCGCAUCGCUAAUAGAAUCAGUAAAAAAAUUAUCAAUAUUGAUCAAUGAUAGGGAUACAGAAGUAGUUUGUAAUUCGGGUUCAGAAUGUCCAAUUAUCACUUAUGAGGUUGUGAAAAAAUUGGGUUUCGAAAAAGAUAAAAGUUUACCCAAUAGCGAAGCUAGUGCCAAGGCAUAUAUUACCAAUAAAGCAGUAUUUGGUAUUGUUAAACAGAUAUCACAUAGAAGAAUUUCAAUUUCUCUUCACCAAUUAAUGAAAAUAGUGAAACCUGAGAUUGGGCUAAAAAUUAUUGACUUAAUAACAAAUCCAGAUAUUUCUCGAAGAAAUCGUACACCAUCUAAGGCUAAAAGAAAAAAGAGAUUUUUAAAUGAUACAGCAUCUUCGUCCUCAUCCUCGCCUUCAUCUGGGUCUGAUUCUGAAUCCUCUUAUGAUAAUGAAGAUUUUACUGUAGAUAUAGUAAAAGUGAAGAAGCGCAAUUAA
This is a messenger RNA of Dentiscutata erythropus, 681 nucleotides long. The record is from the annotation of a GenBank genome assembly. NCBI's taxonomy places the organism in Eukaryota, Fungi, Glomeromycota, Glomeromycetes, Diversisporales, Gigasporaceae.